AUGACAACCUUGCCAGAUAACGUGAAGGAUGCCCCGGACUUUGCAAAUGACUCAUUUGUCCCUGAUAUACAGAAAGCGGAGAUGGAGGACCAUGAGGUUUUCAAAAGAGGUGAUGGCCAGGUCGACUUUCGUACUGUCUCAUGGAUCCGUGCAAGUGUGAUCUUCAUUAAGAUCAUUUUUUCCACUGGAAUUCUUUCUAUCCCAUCGUUGAUGUAUGGACUGGGAGCUCUACCGGGUGCUCUGAAUGUUCUCGGCUGGACUCUCCUCAACACCUACUGCGCUAUUGUGCAGGGCAACUUUCGCAAUGCCUAUCCAGGUUGCCACUCUAUUGCCGACAUGGCACAGGUUGUCGGCGGUCCUCUCCUCAAGGAGGUGGUUGGCUUCUUGUUCAUUGUUAGCUAUGUGAUUGUAGCUGCCUCUGGUAUUAUUGGCGUCUCGACCGCUCUCAAUGCCUUGUCGCUGCAUUCUAUUUGCACGGUAUGGUUUUCCCUCAUCGCCACAGCUGUAAUCGUUGCCUGUGCGAGUGUGCGCAAAUUCUCCCACAUUGGCUGGCUUACCUGGGCUGGAUUUGCCAGCGUCUAUAUCGCUGUACUUAUUGUUGUUAUCGGCGUGACGACGAGAGCUCGUCCCGCUGCUGCGCCGCAGUCAGGCGAAUUUGACUUGGGAUACAGGGUAAUUGGCGAUCCUCGUUUCACCGGCGGUAUCACAGCUGCUGCGACAAUUUUCGUGUCUAGCGCUGCAACAUCCGCUUUCCUCCCUGUCAUCUCGGAGAUGCGCAAGCCCAAGGACUAUCCCAAAGCCGUCUACCUCAGCAUGAGCCUAGUUACGACCUCAUAUCUUACCUUCAGCCUCGUGAUAUAUGCCUGGUGUGGUAAAUGGAUCGCAUCACCCUCACUCGGCAGCGCCGGUCCUACAGUCAAACGAGUCGCGUAUGGUGUUGCCCUGCCGGGCCUCAUAAUUAGCGGGUGUUUGUACGUGCAUGUUGCGGCGAAAUACUUGUUUGUAAGGGUACUUCGCAACUCGCGUCAUUUGCAGGCCAACACGGUUACUCAUUGGGGCACCUGGCUGGGCUGCACGAUUGGCAUGGCAGCUAUUUCCUUCAUCCUUGCCUGUGCCAUUCCUAUCUUCAAUUAUGUGCUUGCUUUGGUGGGCGCGCUUUGUUUUGCGCCGCUGGCAAUUAGUCUCCCUGGCUGGCUAUGGCUGUACAGUCACUCUGAGUACAGGAAGGGCCCUGUGUCUCAAAAGGUAGUAUAUGGGUUUCAUAUCUUCUUGAUCCUGUUAGGUGCGUUCAUGGCGAUUGGAGGUACAUAUGGGGUCAUCGUCCAGAUCAAUGAGGCUUAUCGUGAUGGGAAAAUUGAGGGCGCUUUUGCAUGUGCAGACAGCAGCGGAUCGACUUAA
This is a messenger RNA of Penicillium odoratum, 1398 nucleotides long. RefSeq names its product putative neutral amino acid permease. Gene Ontology annotation, biological process: amino acid transmembrane transport. Bases 1 to 1398 code for a protein of 465 amino acids. The transcript has 3 exons. The record is from RefSeq and is a predicted model, not a curated record. Gene Ontology annotation, cellular component: vacuolar membrane. Gene Ontology annotation, molecular function: amino acid transmembrane transporter activity. Lineage: Eukaryota; Fungi; Ascomycota; Eurotiomycetes; Eurotiales; Aspergillaceae.